This is a messenger RNA of Dothidotthia symphoricarpi CBS 119687, 888 nucleotides long. RefSeq names its product Shwachman-Bodian-diamond syndrome protein. The coding region runs from base 1 to 888 and encodes 295 amino acids. Lineage: Eukaryota; Fungi; Ascomycota; Dothideomycetes; Pleosporales; Dothidotthiaceae. The transcript is spliced from 2 exons. Gene Ontology annotation, biological process: cytosolic ribosome assembly; ribosome biogenesis. The record is from RefSeq and is a predicted model, not a curated record.
AUGCCCGUCGGAGUUUUCCAACCCUCGAACCAGAUCAGGCUCACCAACGUCUCGCUGGUGCGCAUGAAGAAAGGCAAAAAGCGCUUCGAAAUCGCAUGCUACAAGAACAAAGUGCUCGAGUACCGCAACAAGAUCGAAACCGACCUAUCCAACGUGCUGCAAAUCGAGAACGUCUUCCUAAACGUCUCCAAAGGGCAAGUCGCGCCCAAAGCCGACCUCGAGAAAGCCUUCGGCAAGAAGCCCAUCGAGGACAUCAUCACCGACAUCCUGGAGAACGGCGAGCUGCAAGUCGGCGAAAAGGAGCGCAAUGCAGAGCUCGAGCGCACAAAGAAUGAGGUCAUCGACAUCGUGGCGGGGAAACUCGUCGACCCCAAGACAAAGCGCGUCUACACGACGGGCAUGAUUGAGAAGGCGCUGGACCAGCUGAGUUCGCAGGCUGCGGCACAGCAAAGCGAGAAGGAGGGCGCGACGGAGAACGAUACCAAGGCGAAAGAACUGCCCAAGUGGACGGGCAUCGUCACGACGAAAUCGUCAAAGUCGCAGGCCCUGUUCGCCAUGAAGGCCCUCAUCGCCCACCAGCCUAUACCCGUUGCGCGCAUGCAGAUGAAGCUGCGCGUCACAUGCCCGACGUCAGUCCUCAAGCAGGCCCUCAAGAACGCGCCAAAAGGCCAAGCAGACGGGGAAGACAAGGCUUCCGGCACAGUCAAGGACGCGAUACUGGCUUUUAUGGAGAAGGUCGAGAGUCAGGACGUCAUGGGCGCGGAAUGGGAAGCCGUUGGUUUUGUUGAGCCGGGCUCCUUCAAGGGCCUCAACGAGUUCAUCGAGAGCCAGACAAAAGGCCGGGGAAAUGUUGAGGUUCUUGAAAUGGCGGUUGGUGCGGACGAUUGA